Molecule: messenger RNA, 1508 nt
Organism: Pungitius pungitius (ninespine stickleback)
Lineage: Eukaryota; Metazoa; Chordata; Actinopteri; Perciformes; Gasterosteidae
Gene: olah
Product: oleoyl-ACP hydrolase
Exons: 7
Coding region: 109-897 (262 amino acids)
Biological process (GO): lipid biosynthetic process
Source: RefSeq, a predicted model, not a curated record
AUAAAUGUUUUUUUUUUUUUUUUUUUAACAGUUCCAUCGAGAAACCAUAGAAGAAAUAUAACCAGGAAGCAAUCGGGAGAACGACCACUCUUUUUCUGUGAGAAGUCGAUGAGUCUGCCAGCAGUAAACAGAAUGGAAAAGGUGAUCAGCUGUUUCAAGACGAGCCCAGAAGCUGUGGCCCGACUGAUCUGCUUCCCCUGGGCAGGUGGAGGCUCCAUACACUAUGCCCGCUGGGGGAACGUCCUCCACGGCUCCAUAGAAGUGUUUGCGAUCAAGCUUCCGGGCAGAGAGAGUCGAGCCAAAGAGCCCUUCUUUGAGAACAUGCAGCAGAUAGUGGACGAGGUGGUUGGUGUGUUGUUACCGGUGCUCAAAGAGAAGCCGUUUGCUCUGUUCGGACACAGUUUUGGGGCUUUCACUGGUUUUGCCGUGGCAGAUGCUUUAAAGAGUCUUCACAACCUCGAACCAGUUCACAUCUUCCUGUCUGGUGCCUCUGCACCCUAUUCGGAGACGCGCAUCAAGACCCCCAAGAGAAGCGAGCUGACCGAUGACGAGUUCCUCAAGUGGUUGGUUUCGAUCGGAGGGACUCCUCCUGAGCUGCUGGCCAACCCCGAAGUCCUGAAGCUCUUCCUUCCCGCCCUAAAGGCCGACCUCCACGUCGUGGAGAACUACAGGUGCCGCGAGCCGGACGUCCCGCUCUUCUCCUGCCCCGUCACGUGCUUCGACGGGAAGGCGGACACUCCUCACGACUUACAAGCUUGGAAAAGCAUCACAUCGGGAGAUUUCACCGUCAGGAUGCUCGACGGAUCUCACUUUUACCUCAAGGAGUCUGAAAAUGAAAAAAACAUAUUAGACUACAUCACCAAGCAAGUGGAGACAUCAGAAAUGGACUAUUUAUGAUGGAGAUUAUAUGUAAUGACUUCACUGUUUUUCUCAUAUAAUUAAUUGUGAUUGAACUCAAAUGAAGGUACAUUCCACACGUGUAACGCUGUCAGAAAGUUUAAUAUAAACAAAAUAUUUUUGGUUCUUGGUGGAUCAAUAUCAUGGCAGCAAAAAAUUUCCAUAAAUUAUUGAUUUGAAUCAAUUUGAAUAGGUUAGUGUGUGGAAAAAGAAUUGGUCUGAAUAUGAAAAAUGGCCAUGACAAGUUAUUUAAUGACUUCACUUUAUAUGUUGAGAACACUUCACAUGUUAUUUAACAUCAGUUCGAUAUUAGUGAUCCACAUUCAGUUAAACAUUCAUCUGCAUGGAGUAUAUACAAUAUUGAAAAAAAGAAAAGCACCCAUGUUUGACUUGUUAAUCAAUAUAUUAUUAUAAUUUUAUCAAAGUAAUUGGUUUAUGUUUAUUACAAUCCAACAAUGAAAUGACUCACCGAUUUACUCCUCAGGAACAAGAAUGAUCUUUUUCCUCAAUUAUUUCUGAAUAUAUAUUUAAAUUCACACAUUUUUAAAGUAGUCAAUGACAUGUUCAAUUUCUUGGAGGAUGAUUAAAUAUAUGCCCCUGUUUGAGAUGGC